CGGAGGGCUCAAUGUCGUGUUUUCCUGUCCAGGAGCGGUGCGGAGGUACCUCUGGAACUCCACCGCUGAUAGCGCUAGAGGAAAUUCUGCGCGGUGGUCAAACCUCCUGCAAUCAUGUUGAUGAGGUAUGGCCAAACUUAUUUCUCGGAGACAUGUUUAUGUCCCAUGACAGAUAUGGUCUAUGGAAGCUGGGAAUCACCCACGUUUUAAACGCCGCUCACGGUAAAACGUGCUGCAAGGGGAGCGAUGACUUCUACGGCACAACUGUGCGCUACCACGGGGUGCCCGCCAACGACCUGCCGACCUUCGACCUGUCGCCGUACUUCUACCCCGCUGCGGAGUACAUUCACACGGCCCUCACCGCGCCGGGAGCGAAGGUGUUUGUGCACUGCGCGGUGGGAGUGAGCAGGUCAGCCUCUCUGGUCCUGGCGUUCCUGAUGAUACAUCACGGAUUCUCCCUGGUGGACGCCAUCCGGAAGGUGAAAGAAUCCCGGUGGAUUUUCCCAAACGGAGGGUUCCUGGAACAGCUGAGGACCCUGGAUAUCGACUUGCACAAAGACGGAACGACAGAAGCCGACAGACAAACGACCUGAAAUAGCGACAGGUAAUCACCACAGCAAUAGCACCACCUUUUAGCAGUGCUCCUGAUCAGGUCUUGGGAGUUACCGUAAUGUCCUUUUGCCCUGUUUACAUUGGCUCAUAUUUAUUAAGAUACAGUACCUCAAUGAUGCGGCACAUGGGAUAUUUCUUUAAAUUCUAGAAACAUUCUCUAAAUUGGGUACAGAAGUAAAGGUGUGAUC
Molecule: messenger RNA, 800 nt
Organism: Conger conger (European conger)
Lineage: Eukaryota; Metazoa; Chordata; Actinopteri; Anguilliformes; Congridae
Product: dual specificity protein phosphatase 13A family protein
Exons: 3
Coding region: 12-593 (193 amino acids)
Biological process (GO): protein dephosphorylation; negative regulation of MAPK cascade
Cellular component (GO): cytoplasm
Molecular function (GO): protein tyrosine/serine/threonine phosphatase activity; MAP kinase phosphatase activity
Source: RefSeq, a predicted model, not a curated record